GCGCAGAAGGUGACAUCCAUAGCAACAGGCGUAAAUUUUGUCGGAAAGCUUCAGCUGUAUGGAUCUAUUGACUUUUUCAUCUAAGUUCUGGAUCGCAUGAACACAUUUUGUUGAAAGCAGUCCCCCGUGAAAGCCAUGGACACUAUUGGUUCUCUUGAUUUGGGGUGGGCCCAAGGAUACAAUGGUUCAAAGGCUGACUACAUCAAUCACAAUACAUUAUGUUAUGCAUGUGGCAGUAAUAUCAAGUUCUACAAUACAGAGGAUAAGAAAGAGACGGUGCACCCUAGCCCCGGUGAAGGAAUCAAUACAAUAGCAGUUAGUGGUUCUUACCAUGUUGUGGCCAUUGCAGAACAAGCCAUCAAUCCUAGAAUAUUCAUACAUAUGCAGUCUGGAUUUCUUCACAAGUCUAUUUGUGAAAAUGGUGCACAAUUGGAAUACGUUGCUUUGGCUUUCUCCUAUUCUGGUCGAUUUCUUGCAAGCUAUUCCGGACUUCCUGAAUUUAAAUUAACAAUAUGGAUGUGGGAAACAGGUGAGAAGCUUUGUAGCCAGGGUUUGAACGGUUUGAGCUGCAGCACCCUGUCAUUCAACCCUAUAGACUGGCAUAAAGUUUGUGUAGCCGGGAAUGAACAGCUCUCGUUCUGGAACAUUGAACAGUGCAACAAGAAAUUUUUACUAAUACCAAGUAAAGUGCUAUUGCCAGCUGAAGAUGGGACAGUUGAUAACGCCCCGGACCGGAUUACAAGUGGAGCUACAAACAGAGCUGCUCAGCAGGCGAUUAAAAUAGAUUUGCCUACUAAAGCUGGUAUUGUAGGAGAAAUGGCUGAAACCUUUGAAGGUAUCAAAGAUGACUUGAAAAUCAAAGUUGUUCCAGUUUCUCAUUGUUGGACGGCCAAAGGGGAAGUCUAUGUUGGCUGUGAAGGAGGACAGUUGUUGAGAGUCGACUCAGAGUCCCAGAAAGUUGAUGUUUUAUUCAGACCCAGUAUACCAUCUAAGAUGGGAAGUGAUGAACUGGAUGGCAGACCUAGUACACCCAUCACUGAAGAUCCAGAAAGCACAUCCACAGUUAGUCCAAGCUAUAAUAAUGUUAUGCGAGAUGGUUCUUUAACAUGCAUGGCACUGCAUAAAGAUGGACUGUUUGUUGGUGGUGAGGAUGGAACACUGCGCUGUUUAAACAUCGCCCGUAAUGACAUCAGUUUAGCAGAUAGUUGGCCACUGGGAUCACCAAUAACGUCACUUUGUUUCUCGACUAAUUACACUAAACUGGCCAUUGGAAGCCCUAAGUCAAUGGUAUCAGUAAUUGACAAUGUAUUGCCACUUGUGGUAGAAUAUACUGUGUCUACGGUAUAUGUAGCCACAAAUUGUCAUGAUUGGGAAAGCCAACAGAAAGGUGUAAUUGUUGUGGUUCUAUUCAUUUAUAUGACCCAAAUAAUCCUGGAGCUGCAAGAUUUAUUGUUUGAUCACCAUCAUGGUAAUUUUGUUGGUGUUGACGUCUUGGCUCCUGGUAACCAGCAUUGUGUUACUGUUCGUGAAGAUGGUGAGGUACAAGUGUGGUCCCUUGACAAACCAGAACUUGUCUCAAGCAUUGCCAUUGCAAAAUCAGCGUCCAGUAUCGCUUGCAGUCCAUCAUCCCGAACUGUUGCAAUCGGUACGCUAACCGGUCAUGUGUACUUUGUUGAGUUCAGCAACGUUGACAAUCCACGCAUUAUAACACGUCUGCACAUACAUCAUAACCCUGUAUCUCAUCUUGUUUAUGAACAAUACGGUCGGUAUCUGCUGACUGGCUCUGAUGAUGGACACAUAUUCAUUAUUGACCCAAGACCAUCCACUGAUUUCAAGAUUAUGGGACAUUUGCCUAUUGAAGGGCAGGUUAUGAGUAUCUCUUGUAAUACUCCUCAGAAGAACGGCCACACUAAAGUUGUUGUGACUGCCAAUCCCUUCCAAGAUGGCAAGAUUAGUGCCGGGCACAAAAUAAUACAGUUUGAUAUUAAAAAAGAUUUUAUAAAAGAUUGCAAUGAUCAAUACUACAACAGUCUCAAGCGUGACUUGAAAGACGAAGUGAUCAACAGAAUGAAUCUGAACUUUGCUAUUCCCUCGUACGGCGCUGCUGUGGCUCCUGGGGAAAUCAUCUACGCACUCUCUUACAAUCAUAAAAAACUAUCAAAGAUUCAGCUUCCAGAUGAACCCCCAAAGAAGGAGAACAACAAGGCAUCUUACUUACAACCUACAAAUGAGUUUGCUGGUCAUGAACUACCAGGGGGUAAUGUAUUACUGUCACCACACCAGGAAUGGAUUGCAACAAGUGCUCCAGAUGGACGGCUACUUGUCAGAGCUAUGGACGCAUUGGAUUGUACAGUGAAUGUGGUGUCUCAUAGUUAUCGUACUGGUGGUGUGAAGUGUACCGUAUUCUCAUCAGACUCAAUGUACAUGAUGACGUGUGGCGUUGGAGAUGGAACCCUCAACUGCUAUGCCUGGAAUCUCUCUGCUUCUGGGAAAAACAAGGCUUCUUCAGCUAUAGAAACAUUCCGGACUGUGAACGCCGCCUUGACUGGGAUAAGAAAGAAAGAGGAUGAUGUCUCUGCCAACAUGUUGGAAUGGUUCCCAAGCGCAUCCCAACCUGAAUCAAGAGCGCCCUCAGUGGUAGAGAAAGAGACUCAAGAAAAGUCAGAAAAGAAGAAAGCAAUGGAAAGCGAUGAAAUUUAUACAACUCCUACUCCAACGCCGGGAGAUGACCCAACAUGGUUGGAAUUACAGGAAAUCGAGGCAUUGAAAGAAGAAGACAAGCAGUACUCAAAUGAGAAACGACUGCUGAGAACUGAAGUCAGAGAUCUCAGAAGAACUAUUCAAAGCAUGAUGAAAGAAAACGAAGUGCUGCCAGACACAGAACAGUUAGCACACCACGAAUUCAACCUUGAUGUUGAAGAACAACAAAGACUACAAGCUGAAGGUGAUGCAGAAGUUGAACAGAUUCAUGAAGAUAUUGAAUUUGAGAACUUGGCUAAGAUCUACUUAAGAGAUGUCAUCAAGCAGACUUGCUGGGAUUCCAUGGCUGUGAAAGGAAGAAGUCUCAAGGGAUUCCGUAACUUUGUUGAAGUGACUAACUAUCCCAUGAGAGGAAGAACUAAAGAAGAAAUUGGGAUGUUAGGUUAUGUUUCUCAGCAAAGACAAAUAGAAAUUGCUGAAUCAGAGGCUAGAAAAGAGAUUAUUGAAUUACCUAUCAAACCAGGCACUGCUGGGGGCGAUGAAAUAGAAGAUGAAGACUCAGAGGAAGGUGAUGGAAAAGAACAUCCCUCCACUACUGGCAGUCUUGGUGCUAUGUACGGCGGAGGCAAUCCGCUAUUCUAUAGUCAGUUUGAAUUACAUACUAAACAACAGAAACAGAAUCAAAUUGUAUUACUCAAGGAUGCUAUUUACCGAAUCAAAACCAACUUCAACAAAGAUUUUGAUGAGGUGUACAAAAUGAAAGACAUGGAGAUUGCACGAAUCAAGCAGAAAAAUGUGAGAAUCCGCAAAGUACUGGAAGAUCUGAACAGUAAAGAGGAAGUCUGGCAGCCUGAAUGGACCAUUGAGGAGAAGCCAGAGAGACUGCUGACUGUGGAUGAUUCUGAAGUGAAAGUAGAGAAAUACAUCUCACCCGAACAAAGAAGUAAAUUGGAAGAGGAGGAAAGGAAAGAAGAGGAAAGACUCCUACGAGAGAAAGGUGACAAUGCACGUGAGCGUGCCUUGGAUAUGAUGAUGGGUGGUGUGUUAGAGGUAAAAAAAGAAGACGAACUUAAGAAGGACAUUCCAGUGCCUGCUUUUAUGAGUAAAGCAGCUGAGGAGUGGUCUGAAGAAGAAAAGAAACAAGCAGCAGAAUAUGAGAAGAAAGUGAAAGAACUGAAUGAAGAGAGAGAGAAGUAUCGCAAGACCCUGGAUGCAGAGUUGAAGAAGAUUCAGACCACCCUGGCUGACACUACAGCUAAUUUUGAUGAUAAAUUAACUGACUUGUUUCAUAAAAAGAUUAAGACUGAAAUGGUUAUCAAUCAGGAAGAGCUGAAGAUCGUCCGUUUGCAGUACUCAUUGCUACAAGAAGAAGAACUACAAACUAAAGAGUUUGAAUUGAACAGGAGAUUAAAAUCCAGACAGAGCAAGAAGAACUCUACCGGUACUUCUGUUCAUACUGCAAAGAAAGAAUCUGACAGCUUCCGUGAUACUUAUGAUAUAUUAGUUGCUGAAGACAAAGUGUUAGAUAAAGCUUUCCGUCGAGAGUUUUACGAUACACCGGCUCAGAUUGUGGAUCAGUUGUACAAACUAUUCAGAAGAAGACCCAGAGGUCGAAGAGGAGCUGAACCAUCCAUGGACGUAUUAGUAUCUGGGAGUCCCUAUGGUGAUCGUCCAGUCUCCCCACAGCAACAACUCCUAAAUAUAUUAAAAGGUUUAGAGGAUUUAGAUGAUGAGUCACAUAUGCCAGAGGGCGUGGAAUAUUCAGCAUGGCAAAAGAUGACUCUUGCUCGAAGGAGUAAAGUUGAAAGUGAGCAGAACGUGAAACAAAAAGCAUUGAUUUCUGCUGAUUUGAGUGCGUUUUUACAAAAAAGACAAGAAGAAGAUGAAAAUUUGAAAGCUGAAAUAGAUGAGUUGUUAGAAGCCCAACUUCGCGUGCAAGAUGAAAAGCUGCGUUUUAUGUGUAAUCUGGAAAUACAGUUUCUACUGAAGCAAGGUCAGAUUGAAGUUUUUCCCGGUCCGUUUAUAUAUGAUCAUUCAGAUAGUAUAUUGAUUCAUCGCGGUGUUGUUGAAGACCUCAAUGCUACAAUCCGGCAAUUAGGUGAACAGAAAAUUGCAGCUAUGACUGAAAGUAAAGAUUUCAGAAAAGGAAUCCAUGUAUUGGAAUGGGAACAUAAGAAAAACUUGAUGCAAAUAGAAGAUUUAAUGAACAAAGCCAGAGACAUUCAGAUGUUGAAAGUUACAAGGCAACUUCAAGCUUAUUUGAAUGAUUCAAAUCAUGAAUCAAAGAUUCAACAAGAAAUUGGUAAAUUGGAAGAGACAUUAGACUUGCAGGAUAGGCAUCAUGAAAAGAAUGUGAGAGAACGUAAAGACAUCCUCUCACAAAUUCGUAAAAUUAUUAGAAGGAAGGAGAAGGAAAAUGGAAAAUUAUUGAGAGAACUGCAGGAGCUGAAUGUUUCUGUAACAGAAAGAAAGCACAUCAAUUCUGUCAAUGCUGACAAACACGCCGAUUCCGGAGCUGAGAAGAGAAUGCAUGACAUAGUGCAGAGGCGUAAACUAGUAGACCUAGCCAAGGCACAAGCUCAGGAAGUGGCCGUACUGAGAGCAGAAGUGGAACGAUUACGUAUGAGAACCUUCCCAGCCUUGGUGCAAGUUGAACAUUAGAAAAUAGUAACUUAGAUCCCCUGAUUGUGUGAAUGUGAGAAUCUUUUCUAUGAUGUCUAUCCAAUAUUUACAUACUAAUUCACUAAGUCCUGAUAAUUAUACAAAACCAGGUGCAGUGUUGUCUAUAUAGCCACAUUAUAUACUUUGUACUACCCUAUCCGUCCUCUAAAUCUCAGUACAAAUAGCUAUACUGUUAUCAACAAUUAGUUAUUACUUUUGUGUAUAUAAAAUUCCAGCAAAUUGCUUUAACAUGCUUGUUUUUAAAAUGGUUUAUUCCUGAAUACUGUCUCUGAAUGAUUUGUAUUGUAAUAUAUUAAUAAAACAAUUUGCAUUAUAA
This is a messenger RNA of Saccoglossus kowalevskii, 5698 nucleotides long. RefSeq names its product cilia- and flagella-associated protein 43-like. The record is from RefSeq and is a predicted model, not a curated record. Gene Ontology annotation, biological process: cilium assembly. NCBI's taxonomy places the organism in Eukaryota, Metazoa, Hemichordata, Enteropneusta, Harrimaniidae. Gene Ontology annotation, molecular function: protein binding. Gene Ontology annotation, cellular component: axoneme.